CCUCUACCGUGUCAUCCGCAUAGAAAAUGUUUCUCUCAUUCUUUUUUUAAAAACACAGCACAGGUGAAUUAUUGAUGUUUGACAUGUGCCUGUGUGCAGUGACUUAAUGAGGUAAUAAGCGUAAUUAGAGUUAGCAUGUUUAGAUCCAGGUUAGUCGUCGAGAAAUUAUUCUGGGGCUGGUUUCUGAGGCUUCAACUUCAAGUUUAGUACAUCGAUUUUUAAUUCUAGAGUGAUUAAAAGGUGUCCAAUGUAGCCCUAGAACUAUAUUAGCAUGUGGCUAAUAUGAAAGGAUUCUGUUAAAAUGUCACAACUUCUUUACUUAAGAAACCAAUUAAACACCUUUUUUGAAGCAACAAAGCAAACGCAAAUGCGCUCUUUCCAUUAUUUAAAUCACACAUUUCAUUUCUUGUUUAUUUUGAUAAUUACGUCCACUUAUAUGACUAUAGCACUUCCAUUUAACACAACGAAUAAGCAAAUUAAUAAAGUAGAGAGCAAGAGAAGCGUUGAUUAACACGUGCUCACUGCUAAACAGUCUCAUCAAAUUUACUUUCAUUUUCUCUCAUUUUACUCUUUUGUUGACUCGUCAAGCAGCUUCUUCUCCAAUUCGCUUUUAUUGUUUUGGUAUUUUUAAUAAAAAAUUCACCGAUUCUCAAAUAAAAAUUAGGCACUGCAUUCAGUUUAUAUCUUGACUUCAGACAGAAAAAAAGCAGGAACAAGUUUAUUAACAGCUAAUCAUGCUGUUGCGUCAUCAAAGAAUACAAUUGCUUACUUUAGCAUCAAUUAUCUUGUUCUGUUAUUCACUGAGUGCAAUUUUUCAAGAAAAAGUAUUAAGAAGACCCUACGGUGAGGGAGAAGGCGAAAGAUUUACAUUUGCAUUUGCAUUUACAGCAGUUCAGUGUAUUGUUUAUGCAUGUGUGGCAAAAGCAACCAUAACUGUUCGGAAGGAGAAGAAGAAUGAGACACCGCAAAGAUUCUUUUGUAUUAUUGGAGUAUUUUAUGUUCUGGCAAAGGUUACAUCGUAUAUGUCCCUAAGAUAUGUUCCAUAUCCAACAUCAGUUGUCGGAAAAUCCGCAAAACCAAUUCCAGUUAUGCUACUCGGCGUGUUGAUAGGCAGAAAGACAUACACAAUGUACAAAUACAUCUUCGUUACUAUAGUCGUCAUUGGCGUUGGACUCUUCACGUUCAAAGAGAAAUACGAUAAGAAAGACGGAGAAGAUCCGAUUCUCGGAAUUGUGUUUAUUGGCAUAAGUCUCUUGAUGGAUGGAUUUUUGGGGGCAUUUGAAGAUCGAAUGAGAUCCGUAAAGAAACCAACACCAUUAAAUUUAAUGUUUUAUAUGAACAGCUGGAACUCUUUAUAUUUAAUUGCUUAUCUCGUUACAACAAGUGAAGGAGUUGAAUUUUUCAAAUUUUGUCAUCGACAUCCAAUUGUUAUUCGUGAUCUUAGUGUUGUUGUUUUCUUUGGUAUUUUCGGACAAUUCUGCAUAACAUCAAUGAUUGCAUACUUUGGAGCAUUACCAUUAAGCAUAACGACAACUAUUCGUAAAUUUGUGACUGUCUUGCUUUCUGUUAUGAUUUUUAAUAAUGUCUUAAGCACUCGACAAUGGAUUGCUGCAUCGAUUAUAUUUAUUGCGCUAUUUCUUGAUGGACAUUUCAGUAGAAAGGGCAAAAAGAGUAAUAAAAACGAUGAAGUUACAGAUGGCAAAGAGUGUAUUGAGAAUGGCGUUGAAGCUAUAAAGAGAGAAGAAGACAGUGAGAAGAUUGUGGAGAAGUGUGAAAAAUUAAAUGAGCAUGGAUCUUUAAAAAAGGAUCCAAAUUGUCGUAGAACAGUCAGAGUUUCUUUUGAAGGAGACAUGCUUGACAUGUUGGAUGAAAUAAAUUACGGAUUCGAAGAAAGUGAUGAUGAUUCUACAAGGAAUAAGAUUGUAGCUUCUAAAGAGAAACAGGAAGUCUCAGAAGAUAAUCAUAAUUCAAAAAGUGAAGAGAAUGACAAAGCUGCUGUGGAUGAAAAGAAAAUUUCAACAGAAAAUCUAUCAAAAAAUAGUGUUAAUGAACUUGUUCCAAAAGAUAACGAAGUUCUUAGUCAAGAAAACUCAACUCAAUGUGAUCAAACUUCAAAUGCCAUAGAAAAAUUAAAUUUAUAUCCAAAGCUUGAAAAAGAUAUGACGCAAGUAGAAAGCAUAAGUCACACCGUUACCGAAAAUAAAGAUUUAGAUCCAAUAGUGCAAAAAAGUAUUGAAAAAACAGAACAAAUACUUAAUAUAAGUUCAACUGAGAUUCUAAGUGACUCAAGUGAUGACACAAAAUUGUGAAUAUUAAAAAUUAAUAUUAAAAAUAAUUGAAAUUAUUUAUAAGCCAUAAUCGUGUUGUUAAGUAAUCGUCCAGAAGGUUUUGAAUUUAUGGAAUUUUAUUGAUAUUUAUUAUUGUGAAAAAAAGCACUUGUUGACAGUUAAUUUUUGUAAAUAAAGAUUAUAUUGCUAUGAAAUGAGAGAGAAAUUAAAUUGUGAGAGAAUUUGAGAGAAUUAGUAGCACGUGGUUGAAUUUCACCAUAGACAUGCUGUUAAUAUGGUGGAAAAAUAUUGUUUGCAUGCUGAAAUGUUUAUUAAACAAUGCUGAGUCUACAUACAA
Messenger RNA from Chironomus riparius, 2625 nucleotides. Lineage: Eukaryota; Metazoa; Arthropoda; Insecta; Diptera; Chironomidae. The record is from the annotation of a GenBank genome assembly.